Molecule: messenger RNA, 757 nt
Organism: Cucumis sativus (cucumber)
Lineage: Eukaryota; Viridiplantae; Streptophyta; Magnoliopsida; Cucurbitales; Cucurbitaceae
Product: cell wall integrity and stress response component 1
Exons: 2
Coding region: 265-525 (86 amino acids)
Source: RefSeq, a predicted model, not a curated record
GAUAUGGAAAUAAAAUAAGAAUAAAAGGUAGGGUGAAAAAGGUAAUUUGAGGAGAUGUAGAAGAGGCGGACAAUAGCCGCGCCAAUUAUUAGUGAAUUACAAAAAUUCCACUCUCCACAUAUUAAUAUUAAUUGAUUAUUUAGUUUAUUUAUACGCCGUCGCGUCGCUGGUUGCCUCAUCAACAUUGCCUUCUACUUUUCUUUUCAUUUUCCCUCGAAACACUCUCUAAUUCUUUCUUCUUUCUUCUUUUUCUUUUUUUUCAUUAUGAAGAAAUCAGGUUUCAUCGCCGCCUCCGUCGCCGCCGCAUCCGCCUCCGCCGCCGUCGCCUCCCCUUCUUCCUCUACCCUUGUUUGCAACCCUAAAGUUCUAUUCCCUCGCCAGGAGGGAAAGGAAGGAGAGAACUCAUCUUCUUCUUCUUCUUCUUCUUCUUCUUCUUCUUCAUCAUCAUCGUCUUCCACCGAUAAAUUUGCUCCUAAAUUUGAUGGAUUGAGAUUUAUUGAAACUCUUGUAACGGCUCAUAGAUGAACUCCGCCGGCGACGGUGACGGUCGUGGCUGCAUUUGCGGAGAAGCUUUGUAUGUUGCCUUUUUUUUUAAUUGUUGUCAAAAGAAAUGAUAGAUGAUAGGGAAUAUUGUUGAAAGUCUCUUAUUUUGGACAUUAAAGAAAUACUAGUUUUUAGUUUAUAUUUUUCAUUAUUGUAAUGAAAAUUUAGGAAAUGAUGGAAUGAAGAAAAACGUGUUCUGUGGGGUUUGGGGGAA